UGCUAAUCUGCCCUGUCAUAGGCUUUUCUUGAGUCCUUAUCAGCCUUCCUCAGUGGGUCAAUGUUAUGAAGACCAGGGGAGUCUGGCAGAGUUCCUGCUCCUCCCAGGCUGAUAUCAAAGGGCAGCAGGAGCUGUGACAGAAGGCAAAUAUUCAGACCAGAGCCAGACGACGCACUGAAACAACAAGAGGAAAAGCAAGAGCAUCAGAAUAUGCUCCUGGAUGAAAAAAAAACAAUUCAUCAGGUUGAUACUGGUUUGCCUGAAGGAAGUGAGAAGAGCAAACUAAUGGCAAAGGAGGAUAGCCAUCCUGCAGGAUGCCUGUUUUUUCCCCCUUUGUGGGUAUAAACAACACCCACAUGGCCUCUGCUUGGCGAAGAUCACACAGAAGAAAUGGUUUUCUUCUCCUAGAGGAAGAAUUUUCAUCUGGGUUAGUUACUGGAAUCUCCUUCUGUUAACUGUUUGGAGUGCUGAGGGGCCGGUGGGAUGGCCAGCUUCCAGACCGACAUGGAAAUGCUCUAUCCCGAGACAGUUGUACACGUGGGCAGAGUGACUUUUGGAGAAGAGAACAGGAAGAAGAUGACCAAUGGCUAUCUGAAAAGAACUGAGAAUAAGAAAAUCAUCCAGGCCACGUGUGCCCUGUUAAAUUCUGGAGGGGGUAUGAUCAAAGCGGAGAUUGAUGAUAAAACCUACAGUUACCAAUGCCACGGGCUGGGACAGGAUCUGGAAACUUCUUUCCAAAAGCUCCUUCCUUCCGGUUCACAGAAAUACCUUGACUAUAUGCAACAGGGGCACAAUCUCCUGAUUUUUGUGAAGUCCUGGAGCCCAGAUGUUUUCAGUCUCCCCCUCCGGAUUUGCAGCUUGUGCUCCAAUCUCUACCAGAGAGCUGUGACCUCCACAGUCAACCUGAAUGCGGUCAGUUCCUUGGAGCUCCUCAGAGAGAAGCAGUCUAGAGCCCAAAGAGGGAGAUCAGGGGUGAAGGAGCUCAGUUCUCAGAAAGUUCCUAACAGAGACAUUCAGGAAGAAGAAGACAUGAGGAUGUCUGCCUCAGAGUUGUUUCAAAAGGACAAACUCAUAUAUAAGGAGAAACUCAAUUUUACUGAGUCAACCCAUGUGGAGUUUAAAAGGUUCACCACCAAAAAGAUCAUUCCCCGGAUUAAAGAAAUGCUGCCUCAUUAUGUUUCUGCAUUUGCCAACACCCUCGGGGGAUACCUCAUUUUUGGGGUAGAUGAUAAGAGCAAAGAAGUAUUUGGAUGUAAGAAAGAAAAAGUGAACCCUGACUUACUAAAAAAAGAAAUAGAGAACUGUGUAGAAAAGUUGCCAACGUUCCACUUCUGCUGUGAGAAGCCACAAGUGCAUUUCACUACCAAAAUCUUGAAUGUGUACCAGAAAGACGUCCUGUACGGCUACGUCUGUGCGAUUCAAAUAGAGCCCUUCUGCUGUGUUGUAUUCUCAGAGACCCCGGAUUGCUGGAUCAUGAAGGAUAAUUCUGUCACAAGGCUGACGGCAGAGCACUGGGUGGCCAUGAUGCUGGGUGUUCAGUCAGCAACUGCCAGUUUGACCACUGACUCCAGCUUUCCCCUGUGCACCCCAGUUCCAACAGCACUGGGAAGUCCAUCAUCUCCCAUGAAAGUCCUAGAAUUUAAGAGACCUCUACAACAACGUCUGUUUCCAGUGACAUGGGAAGAGAUACAAUUUAAACCAGAAUCCCUCUGUAAGAAGCUCUUCUCAGAUCAUAAAGGACUCAAGGAAUUAAUGAAGACACAGAUAUAUCCUUGUUCUCAAGGGAUUGUGGUAUUUUCUAGAAGCUGGGCUAGUGAUGUUGGCUUAAGGAAGGAGCAGGAUGUCCUGUGUGAUGCUCUCCUAAUAGCAGUGAACAGUUCACUGAUACUCUAUACGAUCUUAAUAAACCCUGGUUGGAAUGGAGGGCUUGAGUAUGCCCGAAAUACUGCUCAUCAGUUAAAGCAGAAACUGGGAACUGUCGGUGGUUACACAGGGAAAGUGUGUGUUAUCCCGAGGCUGCUGUACCUGUCCAGCACACAGCAUGGCCCUGAUGAAAUCCCCGUGCACUAUCCCACAUCCUACAGGCUUGCCACCAAGGAUGACAUGGAAGACUUGUUGCAAGCCCUUAUCGUAGUCUCACUGUGUUCUAGAUCCCUUCUGAGUGACCAGCUGGGCUGUGAAUUUUUCAGCUUGCUCAUAGAGGAGCAGUGUGAGUCGCUUUCAGAAAGCCUUCAGGAGACACGAGAAUUGUUCAUCCACUGCUUUCCAGGAACCAGGAAGACAGCCCUGGCCAUAAAGAUCAUGGAGAAAAUUAAGGAUUUGUUCCAGUGCAAAGCUAAAGAGAUCCUUUAUGUUUGCGAAAGUGACUCCUUAAAGGAUUAUGUGACCCAACAAACCACCUGCCAUGCUGUGACCCGGAAGACCUUCUUACAGGGGGAGUUCCUAAAGAUUAAACACAUAGUGAUGGAUGAGACUGAGAAUUUCUGCAGCAAAUAUGGAGACUGGUACCUGAAGGCCAGGAGCAUCACCCACCCCAAGGUGAGGGGAGCUGGAAGUGAAAACCUUCAUCGUGGGAUUCUCUGGAUUUUUGUGGACCCUUUCCAAGUUCGUCAUGUGGAUAUUAAUGGCCUUCCCCCUCCAUCCGCUCAGUUUCCUCGAAAAACAAUCACCAACGGGAUCCACUGUGCUCUCGAAAUAGCAAUGGUCAUGAAGGAAGAAAUGAAGAGAAUCAAAGCCAAUCCGCCCUCCGGUAUGUCCCCAGACACACUAUCAUUGUUCAGGGAAGCUGCCUAUGAGGAAGCAGCACAUGCCCAGGCCCUGCCUGGGGUGUGUGAGACAGAGGCGAACCUGACUAUGGAACAGAUUGUGAAGCGGGUGGCAGAAAGGUGUCACGACCUGUUCCAGGGUGGCUAUCGGCCCAAAGACAUUGCGAUUCUGUGCAGGAAAAGGGAGGACAGAGGACGCUAUGAGCCCGCACUGCUGAAAGCAAUGGAAUUAUUUGAAACCCGUGGAGCAACCAAGGUUGUGUUCAGCCAGGCCUCCGGGGUUGGGGGCAGUCACAUCAUUUUAGACAGUAUUCAGCAGUUUUCAGGCCUGGAGAGGAAUAUUGUAUUUGGGCUUAGUCCAGAAUGCGCCCUGUCAGAAGAAGCUCAUAAGCUCUGCUUUGCUUCACGAGCCAUUAAACACCUCUACCUGCUCUAUGAAAAGAGGGCCGCUUUCUGAAAGUUAUUCUCACAAUACAGGCAGCCAGAAAGAGCAGAGUCCCUUCUCCCAGGCAGGUGGCAGCAAAUCCUUCUCACGUAUUAUCAGUGAGGAAAUUGAGGCACAGUAAAUAUGGCAUGGAGCCACAAAAAUGUCUCUAGGGAUUGACCCUUCCCCUCUAUGUGCUGUCAUUGUCUUCUUCCCCAUCCACAUCACCUCCUGCCUGUACAGUCAUAGUGGACUGUUGAUUGGUUCCUUGCCUCUGGUUUUCCUAGUCCGGUCCAUCUUUCAGGGACCAGAGGUUGUCCUAAAUAGAGAACAGAGUGUGUGACAUCCCCUGCCAAUGUAUCUGCAGUGAGUCCCUGAAGUCUUUAAGCCAAACCAAUUUCCAGGUCUUUCCAUGCUGUACCCUGACUUACUCUCCUAAUGUAGCCUUUGUUCUAUGUCUUCUCCCAAUAUGUCUAAGGUACCCCAGUCUCACUGGCCUAUGUUGGGAGUGGGAGGUAGGAUGCCCUCCAGGCUACUAACUUUGACUCAGUCUCUCAAGGGCAGCACCUUGGUCAGACCUCCUACUGGCUAUGGGUCUCAAGCUUUAUGGGCCCAGAACUUGAUUUCCUCUUUUUGUUAACUAGGGAUUAGUCUCUUGGGAGUGGUUUUAUGCUAAUCAAACUCACAAAAAACCAGUGCACAGAUGAAAAUCUCACUCUGUCAAUUCACAAUGAGGACUGUAGUAAUAUGUGGACCAGAUACUUUAGCUUUUCAGUCUAUUCAAUAGUAACAUAGGAGGCCAAAUUAUGUAAGCAUAGCUUUGCAGCAAUGGUAAUCUCAUUCAAAUGUAUGAAGACUCCAAGCAUUGUCAGACUAUUGCAAUCAUCUCUAAAAUAGGAAUAUUUGGGGGGCAACUGGGUGGCUCAGUGGGUUAAGCCUCUGCCUUCAGCUCAGGUCAUGAUGCCAGGGUCCUGGGAUCGAGUCCUCCUUCGGGCUUUCUGCUUGGCAGGGAGCCUGCUUCCUCCUCCUCUCUCUGCCUGCCUCUCUGCCUACUUGUGAUCUCUCUCUGUUAAAUAAAUAAAUAGAAUCUUAAAAAUAAAUAAAUAAAAUAGGGAUAUUUCCACCACAAGGAUUAGACAGGUCCAGUUUACAAAAUAAAGCAAAUUUAGAAUGCUGAGGGUGGCUAGGUAGUCCAUAUCCUCUGCCUCAGAUGAAAUUUCUCUUCUCUCCUAGUUAAAGUUUCCAGGUUGACCACCAGCCUUCCCCCUCCCUCCUCCCAACACACACACAUACUUUGCUCCCAUUCAUUCUCCACAGGUAGAUAACAUUCACCUUGGCUCAACACUGCUUGUACUCUGCGGCUGGCCUGGGAAGUAUUCUGUCUCUAAGAGGUCUUUGCACAUCCUCAAACUCUUCUGCUAUGACUUGGUGUUAAUGUUAAUCUAACUCUGAGUUUCCACGGAGCCUGGAGGGCAACUCUACUGCCUCUACCUCCCAUACACACUCCUGGCUCCUGGCUGCGUUCUCUUCUCAGCCUUCAAACCCUCGUCUACCCCUCUACCUGCUGAAAUCCUUGCUUGUCAGUCAAGUCCUUGUUCAAAUGCCCAACUCCUCAAGGAAACUUUCACCAUCCUCCUACCUUAAAUUUGGUCUCUCCUUUUGUGGCCAUUCUGUGGCUUAAAAGACUUUUAAUGAUAAUGCCAAACUCAUUCUAAACGGCCAGAGAUGUAGCUGUUGGCAUCGUCAGAUCACUAAAUACCUUUCUGUCAUGUCUUCUUUUCAAAGUAUGUGAAAUAGAAAUAAAAAUCAAAGUUCCCUUUCUCUAGUCAGCUCCCCCAAAGAGUGAAGCAAUCUCGCUGUUCUGUAAGGAUAUUUAAGUUGCUUUUGGAAAUAUUCUUAUUUCCAGAUUGUUUUAAUUUCUGGAAAGGUUUAAGACAACCUUAUUGAUACUGGGGAGUCAUGAAUGCAAAAAAAGAGUGUGCAAAUAGUCCUCUGGCUAUAAUUUCAGAUAAGACCCAUCAGCUUUCCAAGAGGUGGGAGAGCAGACAGGGCUGGAAAAGCAUUCAUAGCAACCUUUUUAAAUUGCUCAGGCCACCAGAUGGGCCAGUCUGAACCCAAUGGGCAGCUGUCUUGACGUAUGGAUUGAAGAAAACUUCUCCCCUGCUUCUUGCUUCUUCAAUUCCUCCUUUUUAUGUUUCCUUGGCGUUUGGGGAGUACUUUGGGUGGGAGAGAUUGAGUUUAACAAUUAAUUAGCUUUCAAUGAAGCGAAAGAUACCAGUGCAGGAACAUUUGGAUAAUGGGAGAUGUGUGAAUUCUCUAAAAAUAAUUUAAAGAGCCAAAAGUGGAGAGGGAGUAGGAGAACAGAAGAAACAGGGACCUGCUACAUUUAAUCACAAGCCUCAGUACCAUUCAACUUUUUAAAACCAUAUGUAUGUAUUAUAUUAUUUGAUAAAAUAAUUCAUUUUUGAAGGAAUUGUUUUAUAUAUCAAAUCGGAGAGUCUAUCAGUUCUUAGUUUCCUCAAAUGGCUUAGUCUGGCUUAAAGUAGAAAGCCUAACUCAAUGGUUCUCAACCCUGACUACUCAUUAAAAUCAGGGUCAGAGGGGCUUUAAAAAUACCUGUGAUCUGGUGUGUGGGGGUGGUGCAGAUGGUGCAGUCGGUUGAGCACCCGACUCUUGAUUUCAGCUCAGGUCUUGAUCUCAGGGUCAUGAGUUCAAGCCCCAAGUUGGGCUUCACACUGGUUGUGGUGCUUACUCAAAACAAACAAACAAACAAACAAAAAACCUAGUGAUCAGACCACUCAACUCAACGUCUCCAGGCAUGGGCUUGAGCAUCUGCAUUUGUUAAAAGUCACCCAGAAAGGGGCGCCUGAGUGGCUCAGUGGGUUAAGCCUCUGCCUUCAGCUCAGGUCAUGAUCUCAGGGUCCUGGGAUCGAGUCCCAAAUUGGGCUCUCUGCUCAGCAGGGAGCCUGCUUCCUCCCCUCUCUCUGCCUGCCUCUCUGCCUACUUGUGAUCUCCCUCUCUCUGUCAAAUAAUAAAUAAAUAAAUAAAUAAGUCAUCAAGAUGUUUGUAAUAUGCCACCAGGUUGAGAACUAUUGAACCCAAGUCUGUUCACUCUGUUCUCAAACAGAUGUCUGCACACAUUUCUCUUCCUGGGCUUCCUGAGAGUAAGGAUGGUCACUUACACAUCUUUAUUUCCCCAAAUGCCACUAGUGCAGUGCCUCAAAUGUGGCAGGUGCUCAGUAAUUAUUUGUUGAAUGGACUUGCUUCCUUCAGAAAAUCAGAAUCUGCUAGAGACAAUGCCUCUAUUCAUUGAAAUAGUUAGCUAAUUUUGGAGCCUUCAAAGAGGUCAGUGUGCAGAAUAAUCAGCACUGAAAUAAUGAAGAAUAAGAGAAUGAAGGAAUUUAAGCUGUUUUUAGAAAGGGGCAAAAUUAAAGGUCCAGAUUACUGGAAGUUCAUUAGAUUUGAGUUUGAGAUUUGGCACUGGCGGGGGCUAAGAGUAAUUGACUUAGAAAUGUAAACUUUUCUAUAUACUCUCAAUAUACUGCAUAAAACUAUUUGUUUGAUAAAGUAACUUACCUGUGAUAAGCAUCUAAAAUUUACUUUGAGGGGCACCUGGGUGGCUUAGUGGAUUGAGCCUCUGCCUUCAGCUCAGGUCAUGAUCUCAGGGUCCUGGGAUCGAGCCCCACAUCGGGCUCUCUGCUCAGCGGGGAGCCCGCUUCCUCCUCUCUCUUUCUCUCUGCCUGCCUCUCUGCCUACUUGUGAUCUCUGUCUGUCAAAUAAAUAAAAUCUUAAAAAAAAUUUUUUUUAAAUUUACUUUGAAAAAGAAGGGUGAUAUAAUUCUAUUAUGCAAAUUUGAGAAAUGGACAAAGACAAAAUAAAAAGCUCUUACCAUCUCAU
Molecule: messenger RNA, 7086 nt
Organism: Mustela lutreola (European mink)
Lineage: Eukaryota; Metazoa; Chordata; Mammalia; Carnivora; Mustelidae
Product: protein SLFN14-like
Exons: 6
Coding region: 484-3222 (912 amino acids)
Biological process (GO): mRNA catabolic process; rRNA catabolic process
Molecular function (GO): RNA endonuclease activity; ribosome binding
Source: RefSeq, a predicted model, not a curated record